Ctenocephalides felis (cat flea) is the source of this 1137-nucleotide messenger RNA. RefSeq lists its product as uncharacterized. NCBI's taxonomy places the organism in Eukaryota, Metazoa, Arthropoda, Insecta, Siphonaptera, Pulicidae. The coding region runs from base 1 to 1137 and encodes 378 amino acids. The record is from RefSeq and is a predicted model, not a curated record. The transcript is spliced from 8 exons.
AUGUGGUAUUCAAAGUUUUUAUGUAUAUGUGCACUUAUUACAUUUAUUUAUUGCAAGGACGAAAACCCAAAGAAAAAUGUAGAACCGAAGUUGAAAUUUGUAUUUGUUACUGUAAGGGGACCAGCACAUUGGCCUUGUGAUUAUCCCGGAGGGCCAACAAUUUUCGGAAGAUCUGAAUUUACUAGUCGAUUGAGUUGGCGUGGAAGAAACGAUGCCUAUGAUUACGGUGUAGAAAUUGGAAAAAUGUACAAAGAAAAGUUUGGAAUAAAAAAAUGGACCAAAGAUAAAUACUGGAGCUUUGCCAGUGGUUCUCCCAGAACUCAACAGGCCGCAUUGGUUUUAGCAGCCGGGUUGGAAAAUAAGAGGUAUAAAAAAGAUCGUAUAUGGUCUAUAGCAAAAAAGAAUUCUACACAAUUUCCAGCGAUGCAGGAGUAUACCAAAUUUUAUAGUGCAGAAAAAUGUCCAAGAUUUUUCCAAGAACUUGAAGUAAAAUAUCCCAUUAUAAAAGAUGAAGUCAUAAAAGCUAUAGCCGUUUUGAAAGAAAAAAUUGUACCAAAAAGAACUGCUAUCCAAACUCCACAAGAUAUCUGGCUAGCAUACGAAUCGUUAUAUAACGUGUUUUAUUCAUAUAGAAAAAAAAAUUAUCGCAAAAUGAAGUACUGGAAACGAAUUCGAAGCGAACUUAAACAAUAUUCGAAACUGUUUAUGUGGUCUUCUUUGACAGCAGAUGAAAUACAAAGAAAACUGGCUUCAGAACCAGAAAAUAAUGAACGUAGAUUAUCAAUACUAACGGUUCCACAAGGUAUAUUUGCAGCUUUAGUAACAGGAUUUGCUCCAAAUGGAACUACUAUAGAUGCAAAACUAUUUGAUCCUGACGAUUUGUAUCCUGAGCAUGGUGCAAUGCACAUAAUUGAAUUAUAUCAAACCAUUGAUAAUAAAUGGCAAGUCAAAAUACUUUAUAGAAAAAAGAAGAAAGAUUGUUUGAAAGCUUUGCGUCUGCCAGGAUGCAAUAAAAAAGGAAAGCUGCCUCCUAAUUUUUGUGCGCUGAAUCACUUGAAAAGUGCUGUGAACGAAAUUUCUUUAGAACCAGUAAAACACGAUAAACUCUGCAAGGAUCCUGCAGAAUUUUAUAAAUAA